AUGGUCAAAGGCGUACACAAUAGUCUCAUGUAUACAUUAAAGCAGUCAGUCUGGAGUAGGAUAUGGCAAAUAGUAAAAUUAAUGGACCUUUAUUCCCCAUGGGGUCUCCAGUACAGUCAUUCUCCUACCACUCACCAGUAUUCACCCAGUGAAGACACAAGACACCUUACUGGAGUUUCAAGACACUCUCUAAAGGAUAAUCUCAUAAUGAGUGCCUCCAACAGUACGAGUGACCCUGUAUACCUGGAACUCUCCUUCUCCCCCUCUCCAGGGACCGCCAAACACUAUGAAAAUCCGUCCUACGACAGCAAGAAGGUUAGUUUGUCGGAGACCACCUGUCCCUCCGCUCACCCAGUCUACAGAGCCAUCACUCACACUCCAGUGACUGGUUGUAUUGUUGCAGGAAUCUACCUCCACAAGUACUAUAUGUACGGUUUUGAUGACGCGCUGCAGAAGAGGUGCGUUGUGACUGCCUACUUCUGGGUUGAAGAUGUGGAUUUGAAGACCCCUCUACUCGUCCUGGUGGAGUGUGAAGGCACUUCCAACUAUCACUACUUCAGCAGCUACGACCACACCUGGACUGCAACUCCCCUGGUGACCAAGGACAACCUUCUGGCAUCUCUGGACAUCAACAAUUGCAACAGGAACUGGGCUCACACCAUCGAUAUCUCUGUGAGAGAGGGUGACGCUUGUCACGCCUGUUGUGGCACAAAGUUGGUUACUGCCAUGGUCACUACUCCCUACGACAAGUCUUACUACAGAACCACCUACCACAUCAGUGAGGGUGAGGAGUACCGCAUAGCGAGAUUCAAGGAGGGUUCAGCUGAAAUCCCUGACAUAAAGUCUUCCAAGGAGCAGGCCUGGGUGCGCACCUUUUCCUACUCCAAGAGACCUGAAGUACCUCUUCUCCUCUAUAUCCUUGGCAAGCCUAAGGUCGGUAGGAAGUGGUACAUGAGGGCUGCUUGCAAUCUCAACAGUUGGAAGGACAUUACCAACUGGCCUGAGGACAGGCUCCCUCACAUUUACUACGUGGAUGACAACAAGGAGAUAUUCCUGAAGUUGUUGGCUGAGGCCUAUGCUCCUUCUGUCAUCUUUGACUCUUCAAAGGGACCUACUACUGGAGACCACUGUUCCUAUGUUGACUCCUUCAGCGGAGAGACUAUAGAGGUUUCAAAGACGACUACUGAUGAUGGCAAGUAUGUGAAACUUACUCACAGUGUGAAGAACGAAGAGACAUUCAAAGUGAACUCCAUUAUUCAUGGGCAAGUAAAGACUGAUGGUGUCUCAACUACCGACGAGGUACUCAACUUCACCAUCUUCUACUGGGUCCUUGACACCGAGUACCAGUCUCCCCUCUUGGUUGAGGUGGUCAAGUUUGACAGAUACGAGUACUACACUUCUGACAAGAACGGAGGCUGGAUCAGAAAAAAUCAUGAUGAGACGACUAAACUACCUGAAAGUGUUCUCAAGGGUGCUUUGGACUACCAGAACUGCAUUAGAAACGGAGCUCAUCGACCCAAUGUUGUCAAGAAGGAAACUACUACCACAAUAACUUGUCCUUGUCAUCACCAGAUGAAGGUAGAUGAGAAGGAACUCACUGGUGAGGAGAAAUACUACUACUGGAAUGUUUCUGGACUUGACUCGAUAGCAGGUCUUUUGGAGAAUAACUAUGAACAGACUGGUAUCACCACUGUCAAGGGUCUCAAGGAAACUCUCAUCUACUUUGGUCCGGCUAAUACUAAAAAUAAGCCACUCUUACUCUACUUAUCCACCUCUACUGAUCCCAAGGAUGCCACUACAGUGACUUGGUGCAAACGAGACUCUGUCAACAGCACAAACUGGUCACUUUACAAGGACCUACCGCCUAACCCGGAAUCAUGUCCAGAUAAAGUGAGGGAUAUGCUUAAAAACUUUCCAGAUACUACAAAGACACUGCAGAAAGUAUGAGAGACUAAAGGGGUUUCUGAAUGAUACUGUGGACAGUCUCCAUGGUUAGUCCUAGUUUGGGACCACGUCCGUUAUAUGGACUUAUUAGUGCCCUGUGGGCAUAGAAGUGUACCAAAGAUUUCAAACUGUACACUAAUAUUACGCAU
Theileria equi strain WA is the source of this 2093-nucleotide messenger RNA. RefSeq lists its product as hypothetical. The record is from RefSeq and is a predicted model, not a curated record. Bases 1 to 1947 code for a protein of 648 amino acids. The transcript has a single exon. NCBI's taxonomy places the organism in Eukaryota, Apicomplexa, Aconoidasida, Piroplasmida, Theileriidae.